Molecule: messenger RNA, 4419 nt
Organism: Artibeus jamaicensis (Jamaican fruit-eating bat)
Lineage: Eukaryota; Metazoa; Chordata; Mammalia; Chiroptera; Phyllostomidae
Gene: CUNH14orf132
Product: chromosome unknown C14orf132 homolog
Exons: 2
Coding region: 184-435 (83 amino acids)
Source: RefSeq, a predicted model, not a curated record
GCUGCGGCGCCACGGCUGCUGAGGUCGGCGCUGUAGCCGCGGGGUCCGAGGGCGCCUGCGAGCUGCUUGGUUGCCUCUCGGCCCGCCGUGCAAGCGCUGGACCAGCAGCAUCAGCAGCAGAGCGGCAGCAGCAGUGACGAUUGGAGCACUGGAGGCAGUAGCUGCCGCGACAACAGUGACACCAUGGAUCUGUCCUUUAUGGCCGCGCAGCUGCCCAUGAUGGGAGGAGCCUUCAUGGACUCGCCCAACGAGGACUUCGGCGCGGAAUACUCCCUCUUCAACUCCUCCACCAACAUCCACGCGGCCUCCAGCAGCCAGGGCCAGCCGGAGGAGCCUCCGCGGUCCUCCAACGACGCCGUCUUGCUCUGGAUCGCCAUCAUAGCGACGCUGGGGAACAUCGUGGUGGUGGGGGUGGUGUACGCUUUCACCUUCUGAGGGGCGGCCUGCCGUGCCGGGCACGCGGGCGAGGCUCAGUCCCGCGUGCUGGUCCCGGGUUCCGUGGCUGUGGGCUUCUGGCUGCGCCCCCGUUCCAGGACCAGGAGUUCCUGGCGCCGGCACGGCCUCUCCGGGCGCAGUGGGCGUGCAUCUGGGAUUUCCGCGAGCAGCCCCAGUGUUAACAUUCCGUGCUGUGGUCCAGCUGAUCCCGAAAACACGGCCACACGGGCUCCCAGCCCCGUAGCUGGGGCGGGGGGAGCUCCCACCCCCAAGGCCUUUGAGGAGCAGAGUAGGGGAUUCUUAAAACUGCUUCCCAAGAGCAAGAGACCUGAAGGAACGGCCAGUGAGGUUCAAAAUACAGAUGUCGUUGUGCAAGCGCUGCCGGCAGUGAAUAAUCUCUCGAGUGUCUUGUUGCCAGGCAGACUUACCAUGCCCAGAUCGUGGGGUGCAGGCAGGAGCCCCCCUCAGAAUCUGAGUGUACCCAGCCCAGCCUUGGCCCCCGGGAAUGUCGGUGGUGGUCACUGAAGGGCUAUUGAAGGAACAUUCCUCGUCUGACUUGCAAGCGGCACCUUCCUCACCAGAAACCUGGCCCCUUCUGAGACCCCAAAAGCGCCAGGAAGCCCAGGGGUGGGGAGAUGAGUGGUGACAUGCUGGGACUUUGGGGUGGCGUUUUUCUCAGCUGGAUGGACUUUCUCUUCCUUUUAACAAGCGGAGAAGCCACCUUUAAAAACGAGAACUGCCGGUCAGUGGACGCACUUGAAGAUGCCCUUCGUUCCCUGAGAAAUCAGGCUCCUCGAGAUGAAUAAGGCCCUGUCCACCAGUCGCUGGGUGGACGGGCGGGAGAGGGGUGUGGCCGCCUGUGGUCGCCAGGCACGGCUGGUUGUGGAGGGGCUGGAUCAGGAGGGGUGCUUGCGGGCUCCACUCAGGGCCCUCUCUGAGCAGGUCCUCCUACCCCGGUUGCCCUCGGGGCAGUGUCCAGAGGGUCUUGAACUGCCUGCAGGGUGGAUGGAGCAGUCAGACACCCACAUUGUGAACUUGCUUUGGCUGCCUCCUGGUGUGUUGCAGGCAUGAAUGUACCUACCCAAGUCUGUUCCUGACAUUCUUAGAAGCCAGCGGCUGGGGGCCUGGCAAACAGGGAGCCCGCCCCACCAUGAGGUCAGGAGCAUGAUGGGACAUGCUGGGGGAGCAGCAGGAAAAGGGCUCAUUUUUCCUUUGACCUUAGGGAAGAUCACUGCACAGGACCCCUUUCUGGAGGGAGUGGGGGUCUUCCUCCCCUACAGGCCAGGUGGCUGUCUCCCUGCUUUCUCCCUGUGCUAUACAAGACAAAAUAAAUGUCACGAGCCCCCGCCCCCGUAGUCGAGAAACUAGAAAGGCUGGUUAGGAACCCCUUGUGUGCGCUCGGGCACAGUCACGGAGAGGCUGCGUUGCUCACUGUGGUCUCAGGGGAGAUGAGUGUACUUGACAACGGGCAAAGGGACGUCGUCACUGUCCAGAGGCAGCCACUCGCCCCUGGGAGGUUGGCACUGAGCUGCUGCGAUAACAGGGUUACCAGCCCUGCCCCGGACAGCACUGGCAGAUGGCUGCCAGCGUUUAUUGGUCACAUCUGUCAUUGCAGCCAUGCAGCCACCGCAAAUGCUGCGGCUCGAAGGGAGGUCAGGAGUGGGAGGGGCAGGUGCGACAUUGCAGAAGGGAAGAGACGUGGGACCUUCUGCCUGGAUGCAGUGCCUUCUGGAAUCACCACCGGGGCCCUGCUCUCUGCAGGACCGGCCUGGACACUGGGCUGGCUGGUGAGCCAUUGAGCGCCCGUCAUCCCAGCACACUCCACUCCAUCAAGCCCCUGUGUCUGCCAUGAGCAAAGUUUUCCCUAGGCAGGGAGCCCACGCAGGGAGGUCAGAGCCAGGCUGGGGAGGCAGCUCAGUGCAGGGAGGUCACUCCAGCCCUCCUGCCCUGUUUCAUCUCCUGACACCUUCACCCUGACGAGGCAGGUGGCAGCUCCCUGUUCUCCAAAUGGCCUGUGGAGAGGGAGCUGUGUGGGGAGGAGAUAAAGGGUGGAGGACUCCAGCCUCCCAGGCCGCCCUGGGGCCUGGCAGUCUCCUUCAUAAAGGCUUUCUCCCCCUGACAUUCAUUUUUUUUCAGUGUCAAGGCCAUGGAGACUCAGCGGCUUUAGGGACCCUCUUGUCCAAACUUGGCAUCGCACCGGUGACAGCGACUUGCCCAGGGCCAUCGCAUCCGACCUCCUGGGGUUUCCUUGUUGAUUUUUCCCACCGUUUCUCAGAGAACAGUGGGGAUAGCUGUGUGCGGUAAAGUUCUAGCCAGAGUGUUCUGCGCUGUUCCUCCUGUCUGAGUUGGGGUUCUGUCUUGAACCUCAGGUAAAAGGCAGAAAGAGAUGCAACACCGUUGUUUGAGAGGCGUGUCCAGGCUCCGUGUCAGACUGGCGUGCACGUAUGUAAUGCUCAUGGGUACCUAACAGCGUCAUCACUCCGGCCCAGAGACGAGGAGCCAGAAGCUCAGCGCAGUGAUCUUAGCAGAGUGACUGGCUGGAGGCUGCACAGCGUGGAAGUGGUGAGCUGCGGUGUGGCCCUGGACCGUCCGGCUCUAAAGCCGAGCUCUUUCUGCAGCACCGGGCUGCCUUUGGUGUUUCUUGGCCACCUUUACACCAGCCCCUGCGUCUCCAGAGGUCCUCUUCCACGGGCUCGCAGCGUGGGUGGCCUGGGCCAGCUCUGGCUUCCACCGGUCGAAGUCUCUGGCCUUGCUUGGAACAGAGCACGCUCCUCCCCUGGCCAACACUCUCCACCCGAGCUGCGGGGUGGUGGUCUCUGUAGCCUUCCCCUCCUUGAAGGCUGAGUACAGUUUUCUGUGGACGCCAGAGGAGCUCCCAGAGACCAGCUUUCCGAGGACACGUGCCGAGAGGAGCCCCACAGGGGCCCCUGAGGAGUGAGGCACGUGCCCUGCAGCUGGAAUUGCUGAGGAGGGUGGUGGGACAGUCAGAGUUGCAGGUUGGCUCCGGCCAGGGCCCAGGCCUCCUGCUGAACCCCAGGGCUGCCCUGAGCUGGGGGGACAGGUGGGGGAGGGGAUGGGUGCUCCUUUCUCAGACCAGCCUGGGUCUCCCGUGCUGGCUUCUCCUGGGCGGGGUGGUCCCAGCACCCACCUUAACUUGAGAAGCCAGCCCUGAGAAGGAGCAGCUGGACCCUUCAGUGGCUGCUCCUGUGAGAAGGGGUCCUGCAUUUUCCAGAACAUUCUCUGUGCACACUUUGACUCCAUUUCCCUUUUGCAAUCUGUAGGUGUCCCACACUGGCGUUUGUUUGCACGAGGGGCACAUGUUGCUGAACACAGCAACACCUGCUUUACCAGGUCCAGUCCUGUGCUGUCCCUGGAGCUUGGCGGGGAGGCUGGAAGACCCUCCAGCCUGUGUUCUACGGGGAUGCCACCUCCUGCUGGGGCCUGGGCAAGGGGAUCGCUCUGCCAGCUUUUGCCUGUUGUGGCUGCCCCUCCUCUUUUCCAUGAGAUCAAGGUCAAGAGGCAAAUGAGGCGCCCUUGACCCUCUCUGUCCCCCAGAGAGAUGAUUAUUUCCCCUCUAGGGCCUCCUCCAGGAUCCAGGGAUGGCCGGCUGGCGGCACUGGCCUGGAGCAAUAGGCUGUCUUCCCGCCAUCUAAGUGGGGAGAUUGGCCUCCCUGGAGACCGGAGAGGCCUGCCAUCUGCACCCUGAGGCUAACUCCUGCCAGGCAGGCCAGCCCUCCUCUCGAUUCCUGGUUCGGGGUGACGCCAUUAAUGGCCGUUCUCCCUGCUGUCGUGCAUCCUGCCCCUUCCCUGUGCACCUCGUUUACUCCUCAGACCACCUCCCGCCCCCGGGGCAGCAGUGCAGGUGCGGAGGAGCGCACACUCAUUGGCAUGGCUGCUCUUCUCUGUUGAGGGCCUGCAGCUGGGCUCUGUGCCCGAGGACCCACAGCUGAGGAGCUGUGACUGGGUUCCACCUCUGUCGAACCC